This is a messenger RNA of Trichechus manatus latirostris (Florida manatee), 5564 nucleotides long. It is a transcript of the gene RASSF2, whose product is annotated as Ras association domain family member 2. The record is from RefSeq and is a predicted model, not a curated record. Bases 391 to 1479 code for a protein of 362 amino acids. NCBI's taxonomy places the organism in Eukaryota, Metazoa, Chordata, Mammalia, Sirenia, Trichechidae. Gene Ontology annotation, biological process: positive regulation of JNK cascade; signal transduction; positive regulation of protein kinase activity. Gene Ontology annotation, cellular component: cytoplasm; nucleus. The transcript is spliced from 10 exons.
GGGACCUCAGCUUUGCUCAUCUCUCGGCCCGGCUGGGCGCCUGGAACAAGGCAGGUGCCUUGGAGGCUCCCGGCCGCUUGUGAUCUCCGUUUCGAGCGCCAAUUUGCACUCAGCUCCUCAGCCAAGAGAGCCCCGGGAACAACAGAGAGGCGGGUGACGGGACAGGGAGGCCGAAGGUCCUCUUCCACCCCUGCGGCGCUCCGUGGGUCCCUGGGUUGUCCACAGCACCUCUGCGCCUCGGUGACGGGAGGUGCCGAGCAAGGCUUCUCAAGCACUUUAUUCCCAGGUGUCCGGAAUCCGGGUCCUUCAAGUGUGCUCCCCAAGGGCAGAGGCGUGUCUACACCUGGCCAGACUUACAGCCGAUCCUUCUGAUGAAAAGAGAAAGGAAGAAUGGACUACAGCAGCCAAACGGCCCUGGUCCCUUGCGGACAAGAUAAAUACAUUUCCAAGAAUGAACUCCUCCUGCACCUGAAGACCUACAACUUGUACUACGAAGGCCAGAAUUUGCAGCUGCGGCACCGAGAGGAGGAAGACGAAUUCAUCGUGGAGGGGCUGCUGAACAUCUCCUGGGGGCUGCGCCGGCCUAUCCGUCUGCAGAUGCAGGAUGACAAUGAGCGUAUCCGCCCCCCGCCCUCCUCCUCUUCCUGGCACUCCGGCUGCAACCUGGGGGCUCAGGGUACCAUCCUGAAGCCCCUCACCAUACCUAACAUCCAGAUCUCAGAUGCGGACGAGCCGCCCGAGAGUGACCAGACGCUGAGCCCCACAGGUAGCUAUGCGAGAGGGUGGCGGGGAACCUUUGGUUUGGGACUGUGUGAAGAUAGAUGUGUGAAGUAUUGUGAAAUAUUUUUUGAAAAAACAAAAUUCACAUGGUUCAAGAUUCAGAAGGUAUUAACAAGAAAAAAUUCAAAGUCUCUCACCUCAUUCACCCACCAUUGGGUUUCUAGAGUGCCUCCUUCCCAAGAUACUCUCUGCAAAUACAUGCAAAUACACACCAAUGUAUCUUUUUUUUUAAAAAAUGAAAUUUUAUUGUGUUUUACGUCGGUGUUCACUCCAGCCUAUGGCUCCGUCACCAACGUCCGCAUCAAUAGCACCAUGACCACCCCUCAGGUCCUGAAGCUGCUGCUCAACAAAUUUAAGAUUGAGAAUUCCCCGGAGGAGUUCGCUUUGUACGUUGUCCAUACCAGCGGUGAGAAACAGAAGCUGAAGAACACCGACUACCCUCUGAUUGCCCGAAUCCUCCAGGGCCCGUGUGAGCAGGUCUCCAAAGUGUUCCUCAUGGAGAAGGACCAGGUGGAGGAAGUCACCUAUGACGUGGCCCAGUAUAUAAAGUUCGAGAUGCCUGUCCUUAAAAGCUUCAUUCAGAAGCUCCAAGAGGAGGAAGAUCGGGAAGUAAAGAAGCUAAUGCGCAAGUACACCGUACUCCGGCUAAUGAUUCGUCAGCGGCUGGAGGAGAUAGCCGAGACCCCAGAAACAAUGUGAGCCAUAAGAACGAGGGAAUCCAGACCCCACAGGGACCUCCAUGUACAUGAGAAGACCCACAGGAAGCCAGAAGCUUUCUUUCCACUGAAAUGUUGAAAUGCAAACUUCUCCAGCUCCCUCCAAGCCCCGAUUUGCUACCUGGAGCAGGAUGGAGCAGUCAGCAGACAAAUCCCUAUCCUUGGAUCCCCAGUCUCUUUUCUUUUACUCACAGGGUUUUUGAUUUUUGUUCUAGGGAGGACCCAGUGUGCAUCUAUGUGUGUGUGUCCACAGACAUGUGCCUACCUGAUAAUUUUCACAUGCAAUUACAGUCCAAGCAGCCAGCGCAGGUGCCGUGAGGCUGGCGGAUGUGCUGCUUGUGGGCAGGAAAGGGGUUCCUGACCUGAGGGGAUUUAGGCUGAAGAGUUUUCUCACCUCAAGUGCUGGGGAGCAGCCACACAUUUCUGCCCAUGUUUAGAAGGGGAAAGGGGCUCAGCAAGCUUAGGUGGGGUCACUCACCAUUUAGGAUAUUUAUAUGCUAGUAGAGAUUCUCCCUGUAUGCUUAGAAGGAUCACUGAAUGUGAGAUCCUUGGAAAUUAAUAACAUAACAGCCACAUACACUUGGGGCAGGUUUAAUGAAAGAAGAAGAGAAACCAUUGGUGGGGUAGUUGCAAUAAGUCCACAAUUUCUUACACUGGAAACUGCUCAUGUUAAAUAAUGACACUAUAUGGAAUGUUCUCUGUGGAUGCUUGUAAAGAAGAAUCUGCCUCCAUCCUUGUCCCCAUGGCCACCUCUAGAAGACAGGAGGUAUCCUGAGCAUUUCUCUCUGCAUGUCAAGCCGUCAACCGCAUUGCUUUGAUGCUUCCUGAAGCUGAAGGGAAGGUCUUGUGAAGUCAAGGUCUGACUGAUUUGCUCAUGGCACUGACUGGGUAGCGUGGCCAGAACCCAGCCUUGCUCUGAGGUAGUGGCCAGGAAGUUUCCGCAUUCCCUCCUUAGGGCUAAAAGGAAGUGUGGAGGCUUGUGGCAGAAAUGACAGGUGCCUGCGAGCCCAGCCCAUCUUCACAUCAUCUAGGAUCUUCUGCUCUUGAGCUGUGGCCAUGUUUGAAGUGAAGACUUUAUUCUUUCCAACCUCUGGAUUCUUGCAACUCACCCUCCCCCUUGUGCGUGGAGAUGGACUUCGAGAAUAAGGACCUGUCCUGCUACUGACUGAAUGUGGCAGAAGGGGGUGUUCUUUGGGCUUCCCUGUAAAGAUGUAUAGAGAGGGACAGAGCAGACACCACUGGGAAGAUAAGGCAGGAACAGAGUCUGUCCCCUAUGGCCCCGGUCAGGGAGCUUGCCACAUAGCCGUAGGCCAGUGUGGCUGAUAUAAUUUGAGGAAGGACUGAGAGAUACUUGGAGCAGGGGGCCUGGCUGUUGAGGUCAACCCAGCAAGACUAGGAGCUCCUAGCAGCAGGCAGCUCUGAGCAGCGUGAAGGUGGGAGCACCCCUCAUCUCCCCCACCUCCUCUUCAAGGAGGGAUAGGAGGGCCGGGCAGUUGAGGGAUGGAGAGCCACUGGUCAGUGCUUUAAAGGAGUUGGGCCUUUGCAGCAGAGCCGCUCCUUCCCUGGACACCCUCCUGCCCUCCCCUGUGAACUUCUCCAUGGCCUCUUUGGAAAGCUCAUAGCCGUGGUCUCAUUGUUGACUUUGAAAAUGGUGGCGUGCCGCCACCUGACAUUUUGCCAGGGCUUUCUUAGCUGACCUACCUCCUCCAAGGGGAUAGCACCAUUGGCCCUGUGGGAUGUGGAGUGGAAACCCAGAGGUGAUUGGUCUCAGUCAUACACCUCAGAGGGCUUCUGCCAAGUGCACAGAAUUAGGCCAAACAAACAAAAAAUAAAGGGGAUGAGGACAGCUUCCCAAGUUACAGAUGGGAAAGGGCAGUUUUGGGAAUGCAAACCCAACUCCUGAGUUUUGCAUUUCAGAAAAUGACUUGGAGAAUUUCUCUCCCAGUUAUUUUAUUGGGCGUCUGUUUCUGGUUUAUAAAAAUCCUCUGUAAUUUGCACUAACACUGUGAUGGUGUUAAAUAUGGAAAUGUUGCAACAUGUCAAGUCUGCCAGGUCACUUUCCGAGAAAGUGUUACUAAGGUAGACUUGCUUUUUAAGGAUGGAGGACCAGGGUGUGGACGUGAAGGCAAAUCACUCCUUACACAACACGCUUCCACCUAAUUCAGGCCACUCCUUUCCAUUUCAACCUGCCCUGUUUAGAGAUCAUUUCUCACGUGCUAAUACCCUGAUCAGGAAUUCUGGAAGGGUUCUCUUAAAUAGCAGCAGAUGAAACAGAGACGCUUCAUCUCUGCGUGGAGCCAGUUUUUCUCACUGGUAUCACAUGGCCUUGCAGUUUUGAACGCCAACCGAUUUGUGGGGGUUUAUGUAAUUAUGUUCAAUGGACCUGAAAUCGUGACCAGCACAAAAGGCCAGUUUAUAGGGUUUUCCCUAACUCGUGAAAACAGACUAGCCUCAUCUGGCUUUCUUUUUCCAGAGACUUAUGUUACAAGGUUGGUGAUCAAAUGAAGGAAACUCGAGUCCACCUGGCUGGCAAGGGGCUCAGUCUCCCUGGGUGAUGGUGGAAUUAAGCACAAGGUCACGUUCACGGGAUCACAUUAGUGAGAAGGUUAUAUUGAGUGAAGAAGGGGGUGGGGGAAAGGGUAGCUGGGUGAGAAAUUAAAAAGCACAAACUAGACAUGUCCUUGCCUGCUUGGUCUAGAGUCUUGUCCGCGAUGGUCCCCAGGCUGGAUGAACUUUGAGUUGAAGUUGAGGCGAGAGGAUCUCAGGAGAUUAGCUGCCCACCCGAGUGAAAUGUGCCUGGAUUUGAAGUCGAGAUUUUGGUCUGAGACUUGCUGAUGCUUCAAGGAGAGAGAUUUUCACCCUUCCCUCUUCCUACAAGGAGCCUUGGUGGCACAGUGGUUAAAGCAAUCGACUGCUAACUGAAAGAUUUGCAGUUCAAAACCACCAGCUGCUCCGUGGGAGAAAUAUGUGGCAGUCUGCUUCGGUAGAGAUUUACAGCCUUGGAAGACCAAUGGGAUUGCUAUGAGUCUGAAUCGACUCGACGGCCAUGAGUUGGGUUUGGUCUCCUUCCUACUAAAAAGAAACCAAUAUUCUGGCCUAGAAAUCUUCAGAUAAUGAUGUUUUAUCAUCAGUGUAGAUAAAACUUUGGCAUAAAAUUACAAAAAGAAACUGUUCCCAGUGCAAAAACAUCUUGGCAAUAAUUCUUUCCUGUGGAGUUGAGUGGUUAUUUCAGGGCAUUACAGGGGAGAAGGAGAAAUAGGCCAGAAGAGCAACAAGCUCUCCUGAGAAAAGAGAAGCUCUCCUAAAAAAUUUAAAUAAGUAAAAAAAACAGAAUUUUCGUUCAGAAAAAUAAAAAAAGAAUUUUCUUUCAGCACUCCAUAGCAUGGAGAACAUGGUGUCAUAGAUCUCAGAAAUUUCUGGAUGAACAAGGGAAUUUCAGUGUCUCAUGGUGGCCAAACCGUGACAUGGAGGGUAGAGAUAGGAGACAGGAGAGAUCACCUUGAACUUCGCUGAUGUGGCAGUAAGCAUGUUCAAGUCUCUGUUUAAAUUGUUUUACACAAAGCCUUCCUUGAGUCAGAUGAGAUGAAAAAUUACCUCCUACAGAGGUAAAAAUAAAAAUGAAUGUGGCGCCUCUUUCAGAUGUGGCAGUGUUUGCCCUGUCAUGGAAGGUUAAAGCAUUCCUUGUGUUUUAACCAUGCGUAAGAGACAGACAAGCUGUGAAGGGAAAGCCCUCCAUUUGCCCUUAGACCCCUGAAGGUCGCCAGCCAGGCUGCAGGCAGACGUGUUUCCUGGGCUGAUGGUUUCUGGGUGUAAUUCUAGUGUUUCUUAAGGGUUUCCCCACUUAACUUUAGCUUUGUGAAGUGUUCUUUUCUUAACCAUUACUAGUCUUUCAGCAAUGGUACAUGACCUGGUUUAAUGUUUGGUUCUGAACUUCUAAACGAUGCUUUUAGGCAUCUUACCAUAAUUUGACAAGGUCUCAAUAGGGAGCCAUAAAUUUUUGUAAUAUUUUGGUAUGUUUUAAUGCACAUGUCUUAGACGUAAUUGAAAUAAAACACUCUUCAGAGAGAA